Messenger RNA from Oryza sativa Japonica Group (Japanese rice), 3440 nucleotides. RefSeq lists its product as uncharacterized. Lineage: Eukaryota; Viridiplantae; Streptophyta; Magnoliopsida; Poales; Poaceae. Gene Ontology annotation, molecular function: protein binding. The record is from RefSeq and is a predicted model, not a curated record.
GGCCGAACCGGCAAAGGGGGGCCUGCGCGGUCUCCCGGUGAGGAGCCCCACGCUCCGUCAGCUACCCUUCUCUUCUUCUUGUAGCUGUCCCAUCUCCUUUCUCCUUCUAGUGCCGCCUUGACACCAUCCUCCCCCCAAUCUUCCGCUCACCGUUCCAGGCGUCAACUCCCAGUGAGGACGGAAGCAGAAUGACGUCUCCUGUCUCUAGCAUCCAUGAGACCAUGAUGGCAUUGCUACGACAAUUGCCGUUGUUGAUUGCAUCUUUUGAUCCAGGAAGAAGUCAAAGAAAAAUCCUUUGGACUUAGAACAGGUUUUGUUCAUCUCUGCUUGAUGCAAUCUAGCACAAUCCCAAAUUCGAACGGUAAGGGCUCACUGUAAUGAGAGAGAGGAGAUAGGGGGAGAGAGACGAGAGGGAAUGAUAAUGAAGAAGAAAAAGACGAAGCAAGCAACACCAUUCCGACAUUCUUCAAUAUUGGCACCCACCAAGACCGACGGUGUUGCACGACGUCGAAGCCAGUGUAGAACGUCAUGAAGACAUAGGCGUGCAACGCUAUGCUGGGCUUGUGACUUGGCAUUACCACCUCCCUCGUCUCUCCUCCUGCCUGCUCAGCCUCGCCGGCGCCUAUAUAGAUGCCAAAGACCAGGGUCGAUGUGUCAUGUCAUAGAAAACCACCAUAUAUAAAAACCGGUUUAGGAGUCGUUUUGUACGGUUUAAACUGUUGGAGGCGUUGUUAUACCUGAUUUUGCGGUUGAGGGGUAUGAAUCAAAUUCGACCUAUAUUUGAGGGAGUCUAGUUGAACUUUCCCCUUUCUAUUUGGAUCCGAAUCCAACGCGCAUAGCCCCAGUUGAGUUUUGAAGUAAACACGACGCCGAGUUUUAUGCAUGCGACGCGACUCGCCGCCGGUCACGAACUUACGAUGGCGUCCACCGCCGCCGGCGACGACUUCCGGGAUUGGUCCGGGCUGCCGGAGGACCUCCUGCUCACCGCCAUGGAGGCGAUGCAACUCCCCGACCUAGUCCACUCCGGCGCCGUCUGCAGAUCGUGGCACUCGGCGUUCGCCACGUUCCGCCGCCUCGGCCUCCGGUCGCCGCCGCACCCGCCCUGCCUGCUGUACGCCGCCGCCGCCGCCGCCGACAAUGCCGUCCGCCUCUACUCGCCGUCGUCCACCGGCGCCCACUUCCGCGUGCCCCUCCUCGACGAGGAGGCGGCCAGCGGCGUCGUCGGUUCGGCGCACGGGUGGCUGUUCACAAGCGACAGGGACGCCAACCCUUACCUCCUCAACCCGCUCACCGGCGCCCGCGCCGCGCUCCCGCCGGCCACGGCGCUCGGGCGCGUCAGGGGCAGGAGGUUCGUCUUCUCCCCCGGCGACGGCGGCCGCCGGGGCGUCGCGUACGACGUCGACUUCGGCCGGCGGCCGGGCGGCUCCCCCGACGUCAGGCAGGUCAUGGCGCGGCGGGCGAGGCGGUGGAUGUACCGCCGGGUGGCGAUGUCGGCGAGCCCUUCCGCCGCCACCGGCUGCGUCGUCCUGCUCCUGCACAUGCCGGAGCGGGAGCUGUCCUUCGCCAGGCCGGGCGACGAGCGCUGGACGCCGCUCGUCGACGGCGGCGUCUGGGCCAGCCACGGCACCUCCUUCCUCGACGCCGUCCACAACCCCGGCGACGGCCUAUUCUACGUGCUGCAGGACUCCAGCCCCGGCGGCGACACCGUGGUGCACUCCCUCGACCUCACCGCGCCGCCGCCGCCGCCGUCCUCCCCGGUGGCCACGAUGCUCAUGUUCGCGACGCCGCCGCGUCCGUGCAACCACCACCUCAAGAAGACCAUGUGCAGGUACCUCGCCAUCACGCCGCAGCACCCGCAGCACGUCGCCGGCGGCCUCGAAUUCCUCGUCGUGGAGCGGAGGUGGCGCAGGUCGGGGAGCGACGACGACGCGAGCACGACGGAGAUGUACGUCGUCAUGCUCAGGCCUCUCGACCUCUACUUCUACGAGCAGGUGAGCCUGCCCGGCGGCGUGGGGGGCGACCUCGCGCUGUUCGUCGGCCACGCCGGCGCCGCCUGCCUCCGCGUGGAGGACUACCCCAUGUUUCGCGGCAACUGCGCCUACCUCACCGACGAAAGCGACGGCGACGGCGACCACGCGAACCCGCCGUCGUGGAAGCGGCUGGACCUUGCUCUGUGGGAGUUCGGCGGGAGCAACUACCGCGGGAGGUUGACGAAGCUGCGGGACAUGUGGCCACUCCACCAUCCAUGGCAAGAUAAUUCCCCGCCUCCUAUUUGGUUUACGCCAUCGCUAGAUUAGCGCAUCUCCAAUUCAAAGGUGUGUGAUAAGCUAUAUAUUGUUGUUAUUUUUUAAAAAAAAUAAUACAAUUGUAAUGCAACUAAUUACAUUGUACUCAUAACUUAUAUUAUAGAGAAAAUUCUCUACAUACCCUUGAAAAGUUUCACAAUUUCUUCUAUACCCCUAAAUUUUACUUCAUCCUAUACAUACCUUUGAGUUUUCAUUUGGAUCUUCUCUCACCUAUACGAACGCUAUGAUUUUUUCAUUUCUUGCUCGUAUAAAUCUUGAAACAAAUUUAACAAUUCAACAAUUAUUAAAAGUUAUAUACAAGUUACAAUAUAAUUACACUACUUAGAUUGAGAAUUCGAGAGAAACCAGGUGAGGAGAAUUGGACAAACAAAAUAGGAAUGGAGCUAGUACUUAGAUUGAGAAUUCGAGAGAAACCAGGUGAGGAGAAUUGGACAAGCAAAAUAGGAAUGGAGCUAGUACUUAGAUUGAGAAUUCGAGAGAAACCAGGUGAGGAGAAUUGGACAAGCAAAAUAGGAAUGGAGCUAGCUGAAGUGUUCUUAUAAAAUAAACUUGAAAGAUGGAGUUAGGUUUAGAUUACUCUACAACUUUACUUCAGACCUACAACUUUACUUCAGACCUAGCUCUUACCUAGCUCUUGAAGCUAAACUUACAAGUUGGAAACUAAAUAUAAACUCCACUUCUUUUCUAGCCAUUCCGCUCUAUCGGAUCUAUGGUAGUCUCAGAUUCUUUUCUAGCCAUUUCGCUCUAUCGGAUCUAUGGUAGUCUCAGAUUUGGUAUUCAGUAGAAUUUCAGAACAUACUCAACAUAGCAAUCCCCUACAACCAUACAAGGCAAGCAGAAUCUGAAGGCAAAUUCUAGACUAAUGAUUCAUGUAUCUUUUAACUCCCAAUUUAAACAGACAGCAUUGGACAUUUGGAAACCAACUGCUGCAAGCCUGCAACAGGUGAAGAAGGAUAUACUGGGCAAGGACCAAGGAGAAUCAACUUAUAACACAAAAUAAUUCACAAGUUGCAUUGAUGUUCUGCAACAGUCCUAGCCUGCCCAUUGACAUAUAACUCCAAUAUACACAAGAAAUAAAAUUUUAACAUGAACAAAUUUUCAAGCAAUAUACAAUGGAAUGCUUAAUGACAAGCU